GCAGGCGGGAAGGCGGAAGGAGCCUUCUGGGCACAGCGACACAUCCCGCGGUGGCCGCACUUGGCCCGCUCACCAUGGAGGCCGCGGUGCUGUGGUUCUGCAACUGGAGCACGCUGGCUGUGUGCGCCGCGCUCAAGCUGCCGCAGAUCCGCGCCCAGCUGGCGGCGCGCAGCUCGCGGGGGCUCAGCCUCCCGAGCUUGCUGCUCGAACUGGCGGGGUUCCUGGUCUUCCUCCGCUACCAGUGUUACUAUGGGAACCCAGUGAUCACCUACCUGGAGUACCCCAUCCUCAUUGCACAAGAUGUCAUCCUCCUACUCUGCAUCUUUCAUUUUAACGGGGAUGUAAAACAGGCUGUACCGUACCUGGCUGUAUGCCUGUUGUCUUGGUUCAUCCUCGGCCUGCACAAGGGGGCCGUCGACCUGGCCAUGAACCUGUGUACACUGGUCAGCGCGGCCAGCAAGCUCGUGCAGCUCCAGUACCUGUGGAAGACACGGGACUCGGGCACCGCCAGUGCACUCACCUGGGGCCUCUCCGCCUACACCAGUGCAGCAAGAGUAAUAACAACUUCCAUGACCACCAAUGACCUGACAGUUCUCACCCGUUUUGUGAUCAUGUUGGCCUUGAAUAUCUGGGUGACAGCGACAGUGCUGCGCUACCGGAAGCUGGCCAAGGCUGAGUGACAGCCUGGGGACGGACUUGGAGUGGCUGAGCAGAGCAGUACACGCAGCUUUGUGGAGGGUGCUCAGACCUUUAGUCAGUUACUCCAGAAAUGCCAAGCCAGAGGGUUUUGGGACUCGCAGGAGCCCCUUAAACAGGCAUCUAAAUGCCAAUGUCUGUCCCCACCUCCCCUGCCUGGGGUCACACGGGGUCAGAUGCCCAGUUUUCGAACUCGCGGUGCCCUCAGACCCUCCCUGAGCUUGCUGCCCUCGCUCCUGCGCUGCCUGCAUCCUCCUGCUCCAGGGUCUUCUGAGAGAGUCCUCACGAUACUGACGCCGUGUGACGUGGACAUGGAGCCGUGUGGGGAGAAGUCCUGGGGCCCGAGCUGCACACCACGUGGCCUUGACUUCACGUGAGCCUUGAAGGGCUUCUCUUGAGUAACUGCUGUUAACCACUGCUCUUCUCUGAUUAUUUUGUUAGGAAAUUUUGUUUUCAUAAAAAAUGCCUCCCGCAAGGAGUUAAUAACAAAGGUGCUGUUAGAAGCAAGCGCUGCAUAGGUGAGCAGAUCCCAACCAACUCAGUGAGGUGCAGUGCGGCGUCUGUAGAAGGGCGUCACCCACAUGUGGGAGUCACCAGGAUGUGGUACAGAACACCGGUUUCAGCUAGUGAAAAUAUAUGGAUUUUACUCUCAUCAUAUCUUAUUCUAAAUAUGAUCUUAAGAUUAUUGUACACUGUGUUAGCCCCUAAAACAUUAUAAAUUUAACAUUUAAGAACUCACUUUUUUUCAAAGUGAAUUAUUCUAUUGUAUACAGGAAGUAAACCACAUUAGAAACAUGUUUGGUUUCCCAUGUAAACUUUCAUAUUCUGUCUUUUUUGAUUUUUGGUACCAGGGAUCGAACUCGGGACCUUGUGCUCACAAGGCAGACUGCGAAACCACUGAGCUAAAUCCCUAGCCCACACUUUCAUAUUUUGAAUUCUGCUGAGUCUUGAGGCUAUCAAUUAUUUUAAUGUGACUUAUUUUAAAUUAUGUAAGGUAUAUUUUUCAAUAAACUGGUUCUUUUGGUACUGCUUGGGACAAACAGGAAGAAAAAUGCAGUAUCUAAAAAGAAA
Molecule: messenger RNA, 1767 nt
Organism: Heterocephalus glaber (naked mole-rat)
Lineage: Eukaryota; Metazoa; Chordata; Mammalia; Rodentia; Bathyergidae
Gene: Slc66a3
Product: solute carrier family 66 member 3
Source: RefSeq, a predicted model, not a curated record